This is a messenger RNA of Paramecium tetraurelia, 1035 nucleotides long. RefSeq lists its product as uncharacterized. The transcript has 2 exons. Gene Ontology annotation, molecular function: protein kinase activity; ATP binding. The record is from RefSeq and is a predicted model, not a curated record. NCBI's taxonomy places the organism in Eukaryota, Ciliophora, Oligohymenophorea, Peniculida, Parameciidae. Gene Ontology annotation, biological process: protein phosphorylation.
AUGUAUUUUCCGCCAAAAGUGCAUCCAUUUGAAGAAAAUUAUAUAUAGAAAGUGCUAAUGGAUGUUGAACGAAGCCCAUUAUUGUAAUAUGAAAUGGCUCCAGAUCUUUAAUUAUUUAAAUCUUAAAGUUUAUUAUGUGAUGAUGAUUAGCAAUCCCCAUUUCAAGCAGCUCGAAAUCUGCCACUCUAAAGAUUCAAUUCUGAAGUGUUCCAUGACUUUUCAGGAUGUCAAUAGCAAAUAAUAGGAGACAAUAAUAAAUUUUUGAAAUCAAGAAAAUUUAGACCUGACUUAUCGAAAUUCACAGGAGAUUUUGAGGUGAUUCAUCAGAUAGGAAGAGGCUCAAAAGGAGUGGUUUAUAAAGUGUUAUCAAAAGUUGAUGGGUUGUAUUAUGCAGCUAAAAAAGUGCCGUUGGAGGAUAACAUUCAGACUUUGACAUUGGAUGGGUAGGUGCAAUUUAAUUGUUGUUAUCAGCAUCAAGGAUUCUUGUAUAUUAUAAUGGAGCAUUGUGAGUAUUCUUUAAAAUAAAGAUUGAUGCAAAGAGUUUAUGAAUCUGAAAUCAGAUAGAUAAUAGUGGAUGUAUGUGAGGCUCUCUAGAAUUUCCCUUAGCCCCAUUUGCAUAUACAUGGUGGCAAUGUAUUGCUGAGUAAAUAAAUGAAAUACAAAUUAAGUGAUUAUGGAUAUUCAAAUAAUACAGUUCAUUAAGCACCUGAGAAGAUAAAGAGCAAAUUGUCUGAUAUUUACUAAUUGGGCAUUUUGUUGAUGGAAUUAAUGUUAGAGAAAGAGUUAAGUCAUAUAAGUGCUUUGGUGUUGUAAAAGUUUGAUAACUUAUCAUAUUAUUCAGUAUCGUUGAAAUAGUAAAUUAAAAAAAUGGUGUCGAUAAUUCCAGAUCACAGACCUGAUAUUUAAUAAUUAAUUAAUUUUGCAAAAGUGCAUUUAGAUUAAGAGUUGACUUUACUCCAAGAGUAGAAUGCUGAAUUGCAAAAAUAAAUAGAUGAGAUAAAACCGAGAGGCAGGAGAAGAAUCCAUAGUGAAUGA